Messenger RNA from Phytomonas sp. EM1, 3606 nucleotides. Lineage: Eukaryota; Euglenozoa; Kinetoplastea; Trypanosomatida; Trypanosomatidae. The record is from the annotation of a GenBank genome assembly.
AUGCACCCGAUGCGGUACACUCAUCAGAGUAUCUACACUCGAAUAGGGACUUCACUCUCUAUCAAUGUUUUAGCUGGUGUCGAUAUCUGUGACCAUCCGUCACUCAUAAUUCUCAGUCAAAAUAAAGGCCACCACUUUACUCUCAUGAGAAGUAUAAGUGGUGAACCCUUACUUAAUUUUGACGCAAACAACGGUGAAAUAAAUGAAGGAGAGUUUAUCGCUCGAAUUCGCAUCAUCUGUGAUAGCGAUCCUAGCAAGGACUUCGUUUUUGACCAGAUUGUUAUCGUGGUGCCAGCAUCGAAUCUUUUACUUUCAGAAUCUCACUCUUUCAGCGCAGCCUUUCUUUCUCCGCAGGCCAACGCGGAAUCGGUUGACAAGCCACAUACUGGGGUGUGUCUUCUCGAGAAUCUCACACACGAUAAUGUCGGUGUGUUUGAACCUUCUUUUUUAGACAAUUCGAGUGGUUUGAUGAUAGGGGGUCAGACAGUGGCGAGCGACUCUUCCUCCUUUAAAAUUCGAUGUGGCGAGCAAGACUGGACGCCGUUUUUACCUUAUCCUGAGGAGGUCAUAUUUUUUUCGGAAGAUCAGCAGCCGAAUAAUGUGUGCCCUGGUAUCUUUAAUUAUGAGUACUUUCUUAACGCAGACGGUACCUUCAGUUCCAAGCUAUCGAGUCUCUCAGCACGGGCGUCAGGCCAGCCAAGCAGUUUUUGCCUUAAUAAUCAGUUCACAAACGCAACUCUCAUCACGAAGCCGAAGGCAGGGUCGAUUUCAGACUUUGAUGCACAUCAGGGCACCUUUUUAUAUACCUCAUUCACCCCUUCUGUCUCUCCUGAUGUGGAUUCUUUCAACUUCACUUUGACCUGCACUGCAAGUCCUUUUAACGCAUGCAAGGCCACUGCUCGGAUCUCUAUCUUACCUGCACCAGAUAACUCGACGAUCUACCAUGACAAAAGCAACCUUAUCACCUGUAAGGGGUCCUGUGUUAAGGGUAAUUCCACUCGCAAAGAUGGACGUGCAGUUGGGUCGAUUGAUUUCAACUAUUCUGAGAGCGGCAAUCUGCUCAUCUACGCCUAUAUGACGCUUAAUAGUUUGCAGUCUCACUUUGUGACGUUUAGCCCAUUUGUGAAUGGUUCCGGUUAUCUCACUUCCGCAAGCGCUCCCAACGAUACGCUUGUUUCUUUCGAACCUUCAUGCUUAGAUCGCCAGAGUACUGAAGGGAGGGCUUCUGAUGUCGUUUUGGCCGACGGCGGAGGUUUAAAUCUUCUCACAGAUAACUAUAGGCUCGGCGAUAACUACUAUCAGAAGUUCGGUGGUUUGCAUCAACAAUGCGACAUCUACCGCGAAGACUCCUGCAAGUUUGCACCUUUCAUGACACCCAACACACAAAGUAAAGGUGGUGGCACACCAACCGUUACCUGGGAAUUGUACAUCGAUGGCUGCGACGCGACGUAUGUCGGCACGGCAUCUGUGGAGUCGCUACGGGCUUUACAAAAUCCUGACGGCACUGCAACCUUUAGGCUCACUGGUGAUACUACGUUGAGAGGAACUGUUUAUAUGAACCGACUCACUCCAGUUAGCUUAGAGUCCCCUGAGCAGGGGUUUGUGAUUAGCCAUAAGCCGCAUGAUGUCAAUGUCACCAUCCGCAGUACCAUUACUGUGCACACUAGUGAAGUAAAGGAGGCCGGUGAUGGUGCCGUACGUAUUGUCUCAGAUAUCCAGUACACCUUUGGCAAAGACAUCGUAACGAACGAAAGGCUCUAUGCGUACUCCGUUCACAUGUAUCCAAGGCGGAUGGUGGAUAACAGGAUGAUCAGCGUCGAUACACACGAUGUAUCAAUGCAAAGCUCAAGUCUUGUUUACUUCGAAUUUGCAUCGCCUAACGGGUUAGAGUGCACAGAGUGCACGGGAACCCGCAUGCGCUGCAAGGGUCUUGGUCUUGGCUUCGAAACUGAUUGCGGUACGGACGGCAUUGUCACUUUUGAAGCAUACAAUGCGGCUAAAUUUAGCUCCAGCGACUAUCCUAGGACCCGUGGUAAUCCCUACGUUUUUCCAAGAAUAAUCUCAGAUAUAGGUAGUUACUACGAACUAAUCUUUACCUUACGCGUUAAUGGCCGGAAUUCAUACAAUUCGGUUGAUGCGGCCCCUGUCGGCUCCUUUGUCAUUCAUGUAAGGUUAAGCAACGGCCAGGUCUUUAGUGUUAAGGUUGACCAAUCGGACUAUGUGAGUCUUAUUAACAACCACUAUCUACUCCCCCAAAUGUGUACAGCUAGUCCCUAUUGGCCAGUACCAGACGUGUUGGGGAGUUCAACACCUGCUAACCCCUUUAAACCUCUUUCUUUUGCCAACGACUCUGGUGUGGUAGUUAUGGAUGAUUAUAGCACACCAAAACAGCUAACAAAUGCUUCUAUGUGCCAUAUGGCUUCCAUCUACACGCAAAGCAGCAUUUACCCCUCUUCUCUUAGUGCUAUACUGCCUAAAGGCGCUAUGAGUGAAAGGGCAAGCUUGUGCGCUUACGAACAGGAGUAUAUAUUUGGUGUGAAGGAUUGGGUCUUUGUUACGAUUCCCUCCAUCAAGGAAAAGCAGGACGGUACCCUUGUCACCCCCAAGGCCUUCUUGAGUACUGCGUACACGGUCGCAGAGCUACAGUAUGUAUUCCUUAGGGUUCCCCUGAACGAAACUAUUGCGUCUGAAGCCUCUGACCUGAGGGAUAACGAGGACUUGAUCAUCCUACUAGAAGGAAGCGCCACGCCGGGCAACGAACUUUUUAAGGUUCAAGCUGAUGGGUAUCCAUUUGCGUCCCCCCAAAUGGGCCGGUACUAUUCGUGGAAGGAAGUAGCUCCAUUUCUGAAAUAUAGACAUUUGAGCUACAACGAGGGUGACUCUGGCGGCCAGACCGUGACGGUUCCCUUUAAUUUUGCCUUUUCACCCGGCCCCCUUUUGCAUCAUGGCAGCAGCAUGAACGUGCCCAUACAUCUCCAUGUGUCUGUUAAAUUCACAACAUUCGAAGGAAAUGCCGGUAACGCGAGGGUGAUCAAUGAGAUUGAGGACAAGCUUCUUUACAUUUUCCACGUUAGCCACGGUAUCUCAGCAGCAACGCAAUUCGACGCCCAAGCUUACAAGAUAGCCAUGAUAAAAUUGGAAGGGGCUCUUGGUCGGAGGAGUGCUACGGCACUAUUUAUUUUUCUUCUUAUUGCGGUCAUUGGCACUUUGUUAGCGUCGAUAUUCAUUGAAGCGAAAUUCAGGGGCAUCAUACACCGGUCUAAAUAUCACCCCAAGAACUCUGAAACUUCUGUGGGCGCUGGUUACAACAGCCGCGGUGAUCAUUCAAGUGAUAGCAACAACUUGGGUGCUGACCAAAAUGGCGCAACAAGUAUUUUAUCGCCUUGUGCGAGUGGCGGUCCUUUGGCCACUGAUGACAACAAAGGUUACUCGGCCCCUAUAAAAACCAAGUUUUGCAUCUUGGGCACCGAGCAGUAUCGUGUGGCUGACGAUGGCGACGAAAAAUUUAUACCAUCUUCUAGAAAUAUUCAGCAUAACGGACUCAAUAGAUUGGCUAUUAAUGAGGAGGAAAAACGAGUUCAAGACGAUGAGGUAGCCGAAUUUUGA